Messenger RNA from Morone saxatilis (striped sea-bass), 4084 nucleotides. It is a transcript of the gene synpo2b, whose product is annotated as synaptopodin 2b. Gene Ontology annotation, molecular function: actin binding. NCBI's taxonomy places the organism in Eukaryota, Metazoa, Chordata, Actinopteri, Moronidae. The coding region runs from base 16 to 3096 and encodes 1026 amino acids. The record is from RefSeq and is a predicted model, not a curated record. Gene Ontology annotation, cellular component: nucleus; actin cytoskeleton; Z disc. The transcript has 2 exons. Gene Ontology annotation, biological process: positive regulation of actin filament bundle assembly.
GAAACAGCAUUAGAGAUGGAACCAGAAGCUGAAGACCCAGACAACAAUGAUAACUUGGCCCCUGGGUCAGGUUCAGAUGGUUCCCAAGAACUUUGUGCCUCGGAGUCCUUGGCAGAGUCCUACUAUGAAGAUGAUGCCAGUGAUGCAGAAUACCCUUUAGAUCCUCAACCUGCUCAUAUCCCAAAGUCCGACAUUGAGUCCCCAGAACGUCUUCAAUCACAUGACUGGGAAUCUGCAGGUGAGCAACAGUCCCUGCCUGAACUAAGUGUAAGUGAAGAGGAUGUCUCAUACCAAGAAGAGGAUGACAUCUACCUUAGUGAAUCAAGAGAGUCCAUUACAGAAUCUCCUCACAACCAGACCUCACCAACAUCACUGUCUCCGCACCCAAGACACCCUGAUUAUGAGCUUCGCACUGGCCAGAUAUCCCGGCCGCAUUCCCAGUCAUCUUCCUCCUCUCUGGGCUGUACUGCUGACAUGACCCUGGCCUUGACCCUGAGCACAGAACAACCACUGGGAGCCAGUAAUAGACAGGGCCCAGGGACUGGGAAUAGGAGGGUUGAAUCCUCAGAGGAAGGAGGGAGUAGUGAAGCACCUCCUGCUUCGGUCUUUGGAAUUUCAGAUGAGGUUGCUGAGCAGGCAGAGAAGUGGAACUCGGAGUCUGACACAGAUCUGUGCAGACCGGACAGGCACAGGGCAAGGUACACACGGCUCAGUCACAACGAGAGCCAAUCAGAAAAACAGGUCAAGGAGAACAAGUCUAAAUGUAAGCGAAUUGCUCGGCUUCUAACUGAUGCACCCAACCCUCAAAAUAAGGGAGCCUUGCUGUUUAAAAAACGCCGCCAAAGGGUCAAGAAGUAUACACUUGUGAGUUACGGGACUGGUGACAACAAGCUUGACAGUGAAGACCAAAUAGAGGAGGAAAUUGAAGAAGUCAGAUCGGCUGGUUAUAACUUUGUGGCAACAAGUGAAUCUGAGUUCGAGGAGGAGUAUUCUGUUCAUCACCAGCAGCAAAAUUUGAGUCUGAAUUGGGGAAGUGUUCGAGAAAUGGAAGCGCUACCAGACACAAAAGGAAAAGGUGUUUUGAUGUUUGCCCAACGGCGCAAACGGAUGGAUGAGAUUGUGUCAGAGCAUGAAGAGCUGAGGAGUAAAGGAAUACCUGUGGAGACAUUAACAGAAUCUGGACGUGCAGAGGCACAGAAUAUUUAUGACACUAAGGAAAUGUAUAUGCAUACUGAUCAGGCCAACUACCUGGAUGAAAAUCUCAAACAGCAUGUAGAAUACCAAGAAAAUAUCGAGCAGAUGAACCACCUAUCCAAUGUCUCAAAACCCUUGGUGCCAAACAGAACUGCAAAGCCUUUCCUAGGAUUUCAAAAAAGCUCAACUCCUCCUGUCAUGCCUGUUGGCGUGGUUCCAGCGACAAAGAAGCAUGAACUGAGAUUCAGAGUACCUGUGCCUAUUAAUACUAACCCACAGGUUUGGUCCCCAACUGGAGACAUCAUAGCCUCAAGAGAUGAGCGAAUAUCUGUGCCAGCAAUCAAGACUGGCAUCCUACCAGAGUCAAAACGGAAAGUAACUAAUAAACAGGCAUCCAUGCUGACGCAAGAUCUUCACCUUCAAAACAAAGGGGAAAGGAAGUCUUAUAUUGAGUCAGAGGAAGACUGUUUUAGUCUAGGUGCUGAAGCUUGUAACUUCAUGCAACCCAGGACAAUAAAACUCAAGAAUCCCCCUCCAGUUGCCCCAAAACCUACCAUCAACCCAACCUGUCCACCUUGGAUGAGGAGAAGCCCCUCUGUUGAGCCCUAUAAUCCACCAAGAAGUCCUGUUUCACAACCUUCUCACAGUCCUGUGGGGCCUCAUAGUCAGCAUUACUUACAGCAGCAAGAUUGGGCUCAGUCUCAACAGAUGGCUAACCAUUGGGCACCAGAUCAAACUCAGGCAACACUUCAAACACCUGCCAGUGCCUGGGGUCCGAUCAAUUCCUCUUCUCAGCUUCAUCUUCAGCCAACCACAAAUAGCUGGACUCAACAGCCGCCACGAUCCCCUGUGAGUAUGCAAGCCCGCAGUCCUACUUACAGCCCACAUCACCCACCUUCACCCUCAAGGAAUAAGUCAGACAGUGCUCCACAGUCAGUUACCUCUUGCCCACCACAAGCAGGGAAGUCAUACGUCCAUGCAUCAAAAGCAUCACAGGCUUCUCCAAAGGGUCGAGUCUCAGACAAAGGUAAUAAUCAAGCUGGUUCAACUAUGGCUGGAAAAGGUGCAGAGUUGUUUGCCAAAAGACAGUCCCGUAUGGAGAAGUUUGUUAUUGAUGCUGAAACAGUGCAAGCUAACAAAACAAGAUCCCCCUCCCCAACCUCGUCCCUCCCUACCUAUUGGAGGUAUUCUUCCAAUGUCCGUGCCCCACCUCCUUUAUCAUACAAUCCCCUUCUUGCUCCUUUCUACCCUCCAUCAGCAACCAAGCAACCCCCUUCCACAAGCCCCAAAAUCAAGCCUAAGACCAAAGAGAAACCUAAAGCAGCCCCAAAGCACCUCGACGCCUUAGAUAUUAUGAAACACCAGCCAUAUCAGUUGGACUCGUCACUGUUCAAGUAUGAUGCAGUCCCUGAGGCCAAAAACCCCAGCCCCAGCCCCAGCCCCAAACCCAAACCCAAACCAACUCCAGCAUCAAAGUUUGAGGCCACCAAAAGCCUUAAACAUAGGUCUGUCCCUUCUCAUUCUACUUAUAAUGUCCCUGAGCUUGCUGUUCAAAGCAAGGCAGAAGUCCCUGCUAAGUCUCCUGUAUCGGUAAGUUCCCAAAAUUCUUCUGCCCGCCAAAGCACAAGAUCAGCUGAGCCUCGCACAGCUGACAAGCGCUUGGAUGAAAAGCACACUGUCACUCCUGCAGCUCAUCACAUAACCAAAAAGCAAGCACCAAGCGCCCGACCCGCAAGCGCAUCCUCCCAGCAGUCAUCUACUGGUGACAGCAUAGCUUCAGCUUUUUCUCCUGCAUCUCUUAUUGCUAGAGGCGCACGUCAAAUGGCACCUCGGCCAAAAUUUUCUGCUAAGAAGCCAGUGGUGACAGGCACACAGUGGAGGCCUGUUGCUAUGCUUCAUUAGUUCUAAUACUGUAUAUGGUCCUGCUUUGGUGAAGUCAACACUAAGAUGAUAGAACACAAUUACAUCUGCAACUUGGUAGCAUCUAAAAUGUCUUACUUAAUAGGUGGAAAUGUAAGGACGUUUGCACAUCUAAAUGUAGGGCGCAUCCAAAAUAAUUUACAGUAUGCAGCUAUACGAAUAUAUUUAGCUGGCAAUGUAAUGAACACAUGAGAGGGCAGUUGAAUGUACAGCAAAGAUAGGUUAAAAUUGUAAAUCAAUGGAAUAUAAACUAAAAUAUGCAUAAGCAUGUGUGCUUGAAAAAGGGAAUGUGAGACUUAAUAAUGUUGAGUGAUUCUCAGGAAGUGCUAUUAGUGCAAUAAUGUGUGCCUUCAACUAAGGUCUCUAGUUUGAUGUUUUUCUUUUAUAAGAAAUAAGAUUACAUGCAUGAUGUGCAUUUUUAUGUCACCACUGACCCCAACAACUACACACAAUAACAUUUAUUAACACAUUUAUUUAUGAGAUUUAAAUUUAAGUUUAUAUAAAAUAUACUGGGAUAACAGUAACUCACUUUUAGCAUUAUAUUUACAGACUAUUGUUAGUGUGUCUGGGGAGAAACUGUCAAUGCACUUCUUUUUUUGGAUGCAUACAAUUUGCAAUCAUUCCAAACUUUUAUGGUAUCACAACAGCUAAAAGCAUUACUGUUAGUUGUGAUAAUUAACCCUAAUGACUUUAAAUGUUUUUAUGUGGAUUUAUUCAAUUGUGAGCCGUGGCCAGUUAACUGUCAAGAAAGUCAUCAGAAGUUCUGUACUCAUCCUUGAUGUAAAACGAGCAAGUUAUCGCAGAGAUUUGACUAUUCCGCUAUUGAUUCACAUUACCAGUAACAACUCAAAAUGAAAAUAGGAAACAAUUGUCUUCUUUGUCUCUAUGUCUCUGUCUUCCAAACAUAUCAUUGUUUAUUGCACUUCUUGUACUCAGCACAAUCAUGCUAUUAAAUUUCUCUUUCCUUCUA